This is a messenger RNA of Hemiscyllium ocellatum (epaulette shark), 3182 nucleotides long. RefSeq names its product neutrophil cytosolic factor 4 (gene ncf4). Gene Ontology annotation, biological process: respiratory burst; phagocytosis; superoxide anion generation. NCBI's taxonomy places the organism in Eukaryota, Metazoa, Chordata, Chondrichthyes, Orectolobiformes, Hemiscylliidae. Gene Ontology annotation, cellular component: NADPH oxidase complex. Gene Ontology annotation, molecular function: phosphatidylinositol binding; protein binding; superoxide-generating NADPH oxidase activator activity. The record is from RefSeq and is a predicted model, not a curated record. The coding region runs from base 196 to 1224 and encodes 342 amino acids. The transcript has 10 exons.
UAUAUAUAGAGAGUUAACUCUUUUCCCAAACACAGAGUACGCUACAGCAGCUCAUUUUGCUAAUCACACUUCCUCAAAUUUGGUUUCAGACUCACAUAAAAGGCCCUACCCCGCGAUAUUUGCGAACAGAUUUAAUUAAUCAUUUGCUCUCUCCUUUGUUUUACUGGCUCUGCUCGGGCGACACCAAUUGCAGAGAUGCAACGGCAACUGAGGGAGGAGAGUGAUUACGAUCAGCUUCCAGACGAUGUGCCGAUAUCUGCCCACAUUGCUGAUUCAGAACAUACCAAAGGAUUCAACAGCCACAUUGUCUACACAAUUCAGGUGAAGCAGAAAGGUGGAGGCAAAUAUUUCAUAUUCCGACGCUAUAAGCAGUUUCAUACCCUUCAGGCUAAACUACAGGAGAGAUUCAGUCUGGACAACAGCCCCAUCUGUGACUUGCCUCCGCUACCAGGGAAAAUCUUUAUCGGCAACAAGCAGGAAAUUGCAGAGAAGCGGAUCCCAGUUCUCAACACCUACAUGAAGAAACUUCUUGCACUGCCAACCAGGAUUCUCCUUGAUGAAGAUCUCCGAUUAUUCUUCCAUCAAACGGCUGAGGAUGCUGACCGGAUACCAAGGUCACUACGGCGACUGAGGCCUAGCACCAGGAAAAUCAAAACCCAAACAGAGAAGGAAGAAGUGGGUGAAAAAUCAGAAGCUCCACAGGCAGAGGCUGUGUACGAUUUUACUGGGAGCAGUGACUUGGAAUUAACGUUCAAAACUGGUGACAUUAUCUACCUUCUGAAGAGGGUCAACAAUGAUUGGCUGGAGGGCAUGCUGAAUAACUACACUGGGAUCUUCCCCCAGUGUUUUGUGAGGAUCAUUCAAGAUUUAUCGGAAGGAACUGACUCGAAAAGACGACUCACAGAUUCUCACAGGUUCCGAUGCAUCUACCACGAUAUCCAGUGCUCUAAGAUCAGGGAUGUAACUCUGAAGGAGGGUGUUCCUGUACAACCAGACUACACAGAACUUCUGUCCUUAAUGAGGGCUGAGUUUGGGAACAAAGCCAUCGCCCUUAACUAUCGCGACAUGGAGGGAGAUAUGGUGCGCAUUGUAGAUGACAUGGAUGUUGAAUUGAUGGUGUUGGAGGCCAAAGAUCACUCGUGGUUCCGAAAGCCCGAUUCCGCCCCUUGGGUACUGCACGUGACUAGAAAGGAUGAUUUAUCGGUGUACAACACAAAUCCCUGAGGCACAUUUGCGAACGAAUGUGUUUCUCUCAAGGGACUUAUGAAUUGGUUCAUUCUCAGUGACCCAUGCUAAUUAUUAUUCGGGUCAUCACCUCUUCUUUUCAAAGGAAUUUAAUUCUCCCUCAUCUGUACUCUUGCUCAUUUUCUUUUGGCUCAUCUGAUGUAGGAAGAUGGAAAAUGAUCAGUUGGACCUUGUCUGAUCACCAAUGCUGGAUUAGGUUUGACAAUCAGUGUUCUGUUUUUGAAUAUCUACAGAUCCCUCGGGAGGGACUAGUAUCCAUGACCUUGAUUUUUAGCUCAGAGGCACAUUCUGAAAAAAAAGUUGCCAUCCCCAUUGUCAUGCUGGGAUGCGAAAGAAAAACAGGCUUUUUUUUCUCAUUCUUGCAUGAGUUGUGAGUGUUGCUGGCAAGACUAACAUUUGAUACCCAUCCCGAAUUACUUUUGAACAUAAUCACUUGCUCAGCCACUUCACAGGUCACUUAAGAAUCAACAGCGUUGCAGCAGGAGUUUUGUGUAGGCCAGACCAGAGAAUGAAAGUAGAUUCCCUUCCCCCUAAUGAAGAAAAUGGGUUUUUAUGACAUGUAACAGUUCAGGUAGUUUUUAUUGAACUUUAAUUUUACUGCAGUGAGGUUUGAACCCCACUCCCCAGGACAAUAACUUGGAUCCCUAGGUUACCAGUCCAGUGAUAUUACCAUAACACUACCUAUGUGGUCCAUUGUAAUGCUGAAUUUAACCACUUCCACAUGUUAAGCAUGAUACCUGCCACUGGCAGCCAUUCAGGGGGUUAGGGUUGAGUUAAGAAAUUGGUUUGAAGUAGCACCGACAUUGGAUCGUCCCUGGUGGCACAUCCUCUGAGUUGGUCUCAAUGAAAAUCAGAUGAAAGUGGGGUCAGAAGUAGGUUAUCUCACAGCCAGGGCUUUCCUCUGAGUUGUGCAUUGGGAUGAGGUGGAAGAUGGGGGUGUGUGCAUCAGGCUCACUCUCCCCUCCAUCUCACUUUUCACCCACUCUCCACCUCGUAGUGCACCUUCCCUCACACACUCUCUAUUACUCAUCCCAUUCAAGUCAUGCACCAUGUUGACUUUGAACUAUAUCACCAUGGCUUCAUUUGUCACUAGGUCAGAAUCCUCAACUCUCUCCCUGACUGCACUGUGGGUGUACCUAACUGCUGCAGCUCAACACCGGCUUCUCAAGGGCAAUAAGGGAUAUAAACAAAUACUGGACGAGACAGCAAAGUCCCUGUCCCAUGAAAGAAUUAUAUUUAAAAAAUCAAGUGGGCAUUUUCAAGGUUUGUUUAUUUCUCAGCAUUCUUUCUGAGUUUAAAACUCAUGUGCAACCCCUAACCCCAACCCAUCUGCUUUUGUUUUAACAUUCAGUCUUGCCUCAUAACCCAGAUAUCUCAAACAUUAAUGACCAACUUCUGUCUGUUCCCCAGCAUUAGACAAACUCUCCUAAUGCCUGAGAGGUGAACACAACCCUCACGGAACCAUCGACUGAGCACAAUACACUUUGGUUCGUACACUACACUUUAAAAUCUUCAGUGCUACAUUUUAUUUCCUCUUUUUGACUGCUGUUUUUGAGGUGACUGGGAAUUGAGUCUACUAUAACCCCUGAACCUCUUUCAGUUUCAUUUAGAACUAUUGUGCUCAGCUUUAACUGUGGGUGACUAGAUAAUGGAUGAGAUUAAAUUGAUAACUGGUCUUCCCUUCCAAUGUGACUUAUGCAUUGUUGAACAACUAAGAUGAACACUAUUUGGUGGAGAGAUGUGGGCCAAGUAUUUUAGUCUGCUAAAUUUAAAUGAUUACAACCUACACCACACUGCAGUACAAAUAGUUGUGACUUGAUGUUUGCGUUCUUGCAUUUGUUCUGAUGGAGUGCAGGACAAGAAGCUUGUCGCUCCUUCAAGAAAGGUUCAACAUUUGUCCAACCCUAUAACUAUUAAAUUGGACAGUCUCUUGCACA